Molecule: messenger RNA, 3900 nt
Organism: Acipenser ruthenus (sterlet)
Lineage: Eukaryota; Metazoa; Chordata; Actinopteri; Acipenseriformes; Acipenseridae
Product: gap junction beta-2 protein
Exons: 2
Coding region: 403-1182 (259 amino acids)
Biological process (GO): cell communication
Cellular component (GO): connexin complex
Source: RefSeq, a predicted model, not a curated record
UGCCAUUAUCCUUAUUUUUUUUAAUCCAAAAGUCAUAGAGAAGCGACUAUUUUAAGAUGACUGCAGUGCAAAACACCCUUGUUCACGAAAGAGUGCCAGAAAUAUUUUGUUGACUCAUCGGUUUCGUCAGCUCCUUGGCUCCUCCCUCCACUGGCGUCAAGCAGGUGAACCCUAAAGUCUUAAGCAGGUGCCCAGGGAGCAAGUAAAACACGAGUUACACAAACUAGAGUCACGCUGGAAAUCCUUCUCAACAAAGUUAGCCAUUCUCUGCGUUAGCCAAUAAAAGAAAAAAGGCUUGUCAACUGAAAUCAGCGCAUACAACAAAUACUUAUUGGACUGAGUGACUGAACUUUAAUGGAAGUCUUCUGAAAGAUAAGUACAAGUUUUCAGUAACUAAAGAAGAUGAACUGGGCGCAGCUGUAUUCUCUGUUAGGAGGCGUGAACAAGCACUCCACCAGCCUUGGGAAGGUCUGGCUGUCUGUCCUCUUCAUCUUCCGCAUUAUGAUCCUCAUCGUGGCAGUGGAGAGUGUCUGGGGAGAUGAACAAUCGGACUUCACCUGCAACACCCUACAGCCCGGCUGCAAGAAUGUCUGCUACGACCACUACUUUCCCAUCUCCCACAUUCGGCUCUGGAGCCUUCAGCUUAUUUUUGUUUCCACUCCCGCUCUCCUGGUAGCCAUGCACGUGGCUCACAGCAUAAAAGAGGAAAAGAAGGAUCUCAUUAGAACUAUGGGUGACAAAGCAGAUGUGGACAUAGAAAUGCUUAAGAAGAAGAAGUUCCAUAUUGUGGGGCCGCUGUGGUGGACCUACACUGUUAGUCUGUUUUUCAGGUUGCUGUUUGAAGCUGCCUUCAUGUACGUGUUUUAUUAUCUUUACAAUGGCUUCCAUAUGCCACGCCUGGUGAAAUGUGAUGCUUGGCCCUGCCCAAACACAGUUGAUUGUUUCAUUUCUCGACCCACCGAGAAGACCGUGUUCACCAUUUUCAUGAUUGCUGCCUCGUCCCUGUGUAUGGUACUCAAUGUGGCUGAACUGUCCUACCUGAUCGUAAAGGCUUUGCUGGGGUAUUGCAGAAAACAAAGAUGUCACCCUAGUCAUGUUUCCAAAAAUAAGGAAUGCCACCAAAAUAAAAGGAAUGAAAUCCUGUUAUUGGAAUCCAGAAGAGCCAGUGCUCCACAGAAAUAGGCCUAACACCAUAAUGGACAUUUACAGUAUUCCAGUUCAACAUGUGUUCAACUGGAGGCUCUCAUGUUUUGUUUUGUUCUUUAGAAAAUAGUUCCAGGGGAAUAUCAAUUCUGAAAAAUGAACUUUAAUAUGUAUCCAGGUUAUGUCUUCAAUGCUGCCCUCUUUACCUUAUAGCAAGGAGAUAUUAGCGUACAGAAUAUGACUGCUUUUAUUCAUUAUUCAUUCAUGUUUAGUAACAAUUGUUUUAUUAAUGAGUUUCCACGGAGAGUAACAGAUUGCUGUUGAUGCAUUACAAAUAAGAAUAGUACAUCAAACACAGAACUGCAUUAUCAGAGGUGUACUGGGACAAUAGAACAGUAUUAUUCACCCUGUUUGGCUAAUCUAGAACCACAGUGAUGUACAUGUCAGCUGCAAGUGUCGAAUAUAUUUACUGUAAGACUAAGAUUGUAGAGAUGCCAGACAAGGGCAAGAAAAGUCCAGUCUCCCAGACAACCUUCAAUGAAUGUAGAUUAUAGUUCCUGAUAUGUUUGUCAAUUAUAACUGAUACUGAGAGUCUGCAGCAAAAUGUAAUGCAAUGUUUGUUAAGGAAGUUGAACAAAUCUGAAUAUUAUGGCUGAGAAUAUUAUGGCAUUUUCCUUUUAACAUUAAUUUUCUUUUUCUUUUAUUUCUUAUUUGAUUUUUACAUAGCUCACAGUGCCCUCCAGUUGCCAUAUGUUGUAUUGCAGCACAGAUCUAAAAGGAAAGUCCAGUAUAAAUGUAUUAUUAUUAUUUAUUUCUUAGCAGACGCCCUUAUCUAGGGCGACUUACAAUUGUUACAAGAUAUCACAUUAUUUUUACAUACCAUUACAUUAUUUUUUACACAUUAUUUUUACAUACAAUUACCCAUUUAUACAGUUGGGCUUUUACUGGAGCAAUCUAGGUAAAGUACCUUGCUCAAGGGUACAGCAGCAGUGUUCCCCACCUGGGAUUGAACCCACAACCCUCUGGUCAAGAGUCCGGAGCCCUAAACACUACUCCACACUGCUGCCCACCCUUAAUAUUUGUAGCAACUCAGAGGUCAAACCAUUGUGACCAUACUGUGUUUAAAAUGAAGUUAUCAGACAGUAUAAUUCUGUGUGGUUUAGACUGCUAGUUGCCCUUGAUCUCAGUGCCACAGUGCAUCAUGAAACGUCUUGGCUACCACAGUAAAGAAACGUCAGGGUGACCUACCACUGUUUCAUUUUAAGCAGGAUAAAAAGAAAAUAGAUAUUUCACAACAAUUCUGUUCCUUGCACUUUAAAAACAUGUAUGUAAAAAUGAUGCUUAAAGACACUGAAUACAGAUUUACUUUUUUAUGGUACAAUUACCAAAUAAGGUAAAAGUCAAAGUGGAUGAAUUUGAGCAAUGUAAAAUAUUUUUUUAGGGAGGGGGUGGGGAGACUAGACCCAUUUCACUUCAGGCCUGGGUUGGAAUCCAGCUUCAGUCAUAAGUGAAAUUACUUUGUGGUCUCAAACUUGCCCCCAGCAGAUGUUAUUCUACUGUAUAUCACAAAACCACCACCCAAGUUGGUACACUUGUCAGUCUUUGCUUGCAAAAGACAGAAUUACAGGGGUGCAGGUUAGGAGUGAUACUGUAUGCAUCGAAGUCUGCACCUUUGUUACUUGCUAUAUUUCAGUAAACAUUACUGUAGGUAUUUAGGGUUAGCGUUAGGUGUUAGGGUUAUACAGAGGUGUAAAAAAAAAAGGUCAUAAUUGGAUAGAUGACAAAUAUACUGUAUGAAUCAAUAAUCUUUCUCCCUAAAAAAGAGGUUUUAAUAAAGAAAAAACAUCUUAGGGAAGCACAACUGUCUUGUAACACAAACCGAAAACAAACACAUUACUGUGUUCAUUUUAACACAUGUCUUUGCAGUCCACUGGUUAAUAUAAUUGACAUUUACAAUAAGUAUUUAUACUUAUUGUCGGAAGGGUCUCUUUUACUAAAUGGUUUACAGGUGUUUGCUAAAGAAACAUAUCCUGCUUGUCUCUGCACUGUAGAGAAUUGACAGCAGCACAUCUUGAGAUGAGGCACUGAUGGAGUCCUGUUUUACCAGAGGCCAGUUGUAAGGGGAGGUGUCUUCCAUUCUUAUUCCCUUUUCUGGGUUCUAUGUGACAGCUUUAUUCUUUCCAAUUCAUACAUCUAUGUGUAAUGCUAUGGGAUCUAUUCACACAAUUAUAGGACUGUUUUUAGAUGAGUGAUUAAAAACAUUCUCUUUGGCAAAACAGUUCUUUAAAAACUAAGAAACAAAUUCUGACCUUCUCUAAAACAGUAGAAAAGGAUUUUGCGAAUUCUUUAACAAUAGAUUUUUUAAAAACACUAUUCACAAAAAUAAGGUAUGUUAUUAUUAUUAUUAUUAUUAUUAUUAUUAUUAUUAUUAUUAUUAUUAUUAUUAACUUAAUCAAGUUUGUAGUUGAACUGCUUUAGAGAGGGUGUAUUCAUUUUUCUAAUUUUCCAACACACUUCAUAUUUCAAUGCACUAUGAGAAUGUUUGUAAGUGCUCUUCAAUCAGCAUUACCUUAAAAAAACAAUGUUAAAACAUCCUGUGAAUAGGGCCCCAAAUUUCUUCCAAAAAUUGUUAUGGUAGAAAAACUUAAGAAUUGUACAAGCUAUUUACUUUGUAAUGACAUAGUUAUUACUAGUAGAAGUACAUUACAGUGUUGUUUAAAAUGAAGGAAAUGUGAUUUUUAAUGAUAAUAAUGAAAA